AGGGUUGAAAAGUUCAGUGCUAAUAUAGAGUAUAAAAGGACACAUUUGAAGUUAAGGGGAAUGGUAAGCAUCAGAUAUUUGCUUUGGAUCCGUCUCUAUUUUCUUCCCAGCAUGUGGUAAAGUGUGUGAAUAUUAUCAGCACACGAAGCUGGCAAUGUUCUCGUUUCUGAUUAUUGCUUUUUUUGUACCCUAAGGGCUAAUAUAAUGUUGUAGCUGCACAGUCAGCCUCACAAAUCUCCUGUCAGGCAUUAACAGCAGCCCACAUUACUGGUAGUAAUAACACAACGGCGCCUACACCAGUUUAUCCCCUCCAGUCGACGAUAAUAAUGACACACAAACAUCUCCUAUAUCUCCAUUCAGUUGCACUGCCUGAGGAAGCUGCUGUGCAGGGAGCUGUUAUAGCAGGUGAUCGUCCUUAUUUGGUAAUGGCCCAGAUCAUGUGACCACAAAAUGGUGGAAGCUGUGAGCUGUUUGUAAGCUGAGCAUCUCCACCAAGAGGCUGGGAGAAAAAGGAAACAGGCAGGGAACUUGGAAGUGCAUCCAUGCACUGAGACGCAAGAGGACACGAGAUACCCGAGCCCCAGCAGUGGUCCUCCUGGGGAUGGACCUGGCAUCAGAGAGUAAAAUGAACUCUGAGAGUGCCGAAGGCAGACCAGUCCCUCCUACCUCUCUACCCCUGCAAGGAGGUCCCAGCCAAAGGAAAAAGCUAUCUGCCCCUCGCAUCAGCCUAUCGCUGGACCAGAGCGAGGACGACUUGGGGGAGACACCAGAUGAUCUCGACAUUAACGUGGACGACCUGGACACUCCUGAUGAGGGGGAUUACCUCGACUACACGGACCAUGAAAUGGACUGGGAAGACCCCAAUCCAGCCAAUAGGAGCGGGACAAAUGAGCCUUACAAUCCCAUCCCGACGUACAGCGCUGAGGAGGAGCGCCAGGACGGCAAACUAUGGAGGACGGUCGUCAUCGGGGAGCAGGAGCACCGCAUCAACAUGAAGAUCAUUGAGCCCUACAUGAGAGUCAUCUCCCACGGAGGCUACUAUAGCAACGGAGUGAAUGCCAUCAUAGUGUUUGCUGCCUGCUUCCUGCCAGACAGCGACAGCGAGGACUACCAUGAGAUAAUGGAGAACCUCUUCCUCUAUGUGAUCAGCACACUGGAGCUGAUGGUGGCAGAGGACUACAUGAUUGUGUACCUGAAUGGAGCCACGCCCCACAGAAGAAUGCCUGGCCUUGGCUGGUUGAAGAAAUGCUAUCAGAUGAUUGACAGAAGGCUCAGGAAGAAUUUGAAAUCCUUCAUUAUUCUCCAUCCAUCAUGGUUUAUCAGGACCAUUCUAGCCAUAACCAAGCCCUUCAUCAGCACCAAGUUCAGCAGUAAGAUUAGGUAUGUGAACAGUUUGGACGAACUGCAGGAAUCCAUCCCCAUGGACUGCAUCCAGAUCCCAGAGUGCAUCAUUAGACUUGACAAGGAACUGAAGGUAGCAGCAGAGAACUCAAAACGGAAUAGUUUUCUGCUGGGACCGGAGCCAACAGCAGUAGGCAGAACAGAACCAGAUGCAGCCGGUGCCAGCAGCUCUUAAACCCAAACAUCCUAAAUGGAUGGGUCACCUCAAUGUUCUGAAGUCACUGUUGUAUUGUACGGGUGAAGCUGGAAAACAAAGUCAAGGCUUGUUAAGGUAACGUGUGUGUGUGUGUGUGUGUGUUUGCCAAUUAGACACUGGAGUUUAAAAUGAAAAAAACAACUUGCAAUAGUUCCUGUUAAAACUCAAGAGUUAGAUCUCAUUCUUUAUGACUGCUGUAGUAUCUACUGUACCUUUACACCUGCAAAACCAGAGAACUAUAUAGUCAAGUGUGAUGCUUGGCAGCACCUACAGAGUAGCAUUGUCGUUCACGGUAGGGUAGGAAAAGCAAUUACACACCAGACAGUGCACUGCGCAAAUCCAUUUGUAGAGUCUAUAGUGUUGUAGUUGUGUGCAUGAGAAGCAGUGAAGCAAUAAUAUCACCCUUUACUGGUCACACACUCUCAGUAUUUCAGAUAAAGAGGCGACUUGUGUGUCAGCAAUCUACAAUAAAAGCACAUGGUGUGGCCAAAAAAAAACCUUGUGCCAUAGAUGACCAACUACUGCAUUUAAGCAAUCCACUCCUCUGUCUUAAUACUUGUUCUAAAACUAGAAAAAAAAUCUACAAAUAGAUAUUUGAACUUUAUAGAGUUUAUCUGAAACCAAGGAGGAUAAAGUUAAACAUGAAACCAAGUUAUAAGUGCAAUGUGAGAGCAUGUAUUUUUAGCUCUGCAAAUGUGUGUGUGAGUGUGUUUUCAAUCUGUUUGUCAGAUACAUAAACUGGAAAUCAUCCCUGGAGCUUCUCCUGAAUCAUCAGGAAGAAACCUCAGAGUGAAUAAAAGAUGGGAUUUCUGUAAAGCACAAUAUCUUCUAUGUGUGUGUGUGUGUGUUUGUGCAUCAGUGCAUGUCCCCUCAUAGAUAACCAAUUGUCCUCUUACCCAUGAGUCUUCUUCUAUGGUGUGUUGAGGAUGUGCAAGGAAAUGAUGGAUCACUGUCUAGUAAUUCAAUAAAAAUGGACUGAAGUCUGAA
This is a messenger RNA of Sebastes umbrosus (honeycomb rockfish), 2584 nucleotides long. RefSeq names its product prune homolog 2 with BCH domain (gene prune2). The coding region runs from base 602 to 1576 and encodes 324 amino acids. Lineage: Eukaryota; Metazoa; Chordata; Actinopteri; Perciformes; Sebastidae. Gene Ontology annotation, biological process: apoptotic process. The record is from RefSeq and is a predicted model, not a curated record. Gene Ontology annotation, cellular component: cytoplasm. The transcript has 11 exons.